AAGAGAGCAAAAGGGGAUCAGGAGUCAGUUAUGCGCCGCCGCCUGCCGUGCGCCGAUCUCCACCAUCUCGCCGUCGCCGUCGCCGUCGCCGUCGGAUGCCUCGAAUGAGGAUCCCCCGGUGCUUGAGCAGAGGCGACCAAAUAAGCAGCUCCCCCUUUGGGAGCUGCAGCCCCCAAUCCAAGCAGCAGCAGCAGCAGCAGCAGCUCCUUUCCGAGCAGCGACCGGCAAUCGAAGCAAUCAAGCGGCUCCACUCCGAGCCGCAGACGGCAAUCCUUUCCGGAUUACAAUCAGAAACAGGCCCUCUUUCGAAUUCAGUCUCCGGGUUUCCAUUGGUGGCGGCAACCUAGCAGCUAUAUAUAAAUCUGGCCUGGCGGUAACCACGGUACCCGCCAAUUUUAAGAGGAGACGAGCAACUCUCUCUUCCCAACGACCGGCUACCAGAUCGGCCUCGGCACAUCCUCCCUCGACAUGACGGACAAUGAAGUUGAUAGGCUCAGCAAGUUGCCCGAUGAUGUUUUGCUCAACAUUGUCGAGCGACUUGAUAUCACUGACGUUGCACGAACCACCAUCCUCUCGAGACGUUGGAAGCAGAUCCCUGCUAUGCUCUCAAAAAUUAUCAUAACAGUCGGUUCUUUUGAGCCCAAGGACGCAAGGAGAAAAUUAACCUCACAUGAUAUAGUUCGGGCCAACACCACCGUUCGGGAAGCAACCAGGAGCAUACUAGAAUGCAGGACCGGAAGUCUACACACCAUUCACCUAAUGUCCAUGCAAUUCUAUCUGGGAGAUGACUCCAUCUUCAUUGGCCAGACUGUUGCCAACACCAUAGCAACACAAAAAGUUGCUUCGGUUGAGUUCGUAAUCUUAACCGAAGUGCGUACCAAUUGUUACGUUGAUGACCUGCUCAAUUAUGGGAAGCGGUUCAUGGUAUUCUUUGAUUCAUGUCCAAACGCAUUUGGUGGUCUUGCACGCCUCUGGCUAGAGAAUUUGAGGUUAGGUGAAUCAGACUUCCCCAAAAUUUUCAGUAUAUGCAAGCAACUAGAGUUCUUGCGCCUCUGGCGGUGUGACACGGGGGAUCUGUCUUUGCUGGAAGUGGAACACCUGCAACUCCGUGAACUAGUGAUUUCGGAUAGCAGUCUUGAGAGGGUUGAUCUCAAGUGGGUACCAAAGCUCACAGUACUGAAAUUUAAUGGGUUUUUAUCUCGAGAUGACCCUUUCUGUUUGGGCUAUGUCCCACAGCUCCAGACUGUGAGCAUCACUAAUGUUGGUCUUUCUUGGCACAAGAUGCUCAAGCUAAGUGAGUUGCUUGGUAAAACAGCCAUAAGCAACCUGCAUUUGAACUUCAGAUGUGAAAAGAUUUGGGUCAAACCAGAAGGCCGAAAGCAUUUGUUACCGGUGUUCCGCAAACUAAGUUUUGUGAAUUUGUUCAACAUUUCCGAAGAAUGCGAUCUGAAUUGGACGAUGUUCAUACUCCAAGGCGCACCCACCCUUAAGGAACUAUGCAUUACGGUGCGGGAUCAUUUAUGUGAAAUGACAAAGGGGAAGCGGAGGUACUUGCAUGAGUUUAGCGAGGAGAAGGACAAAGGACUGGAGUGGGAACCAUCUGCCCUAGAUUUCAAUCACCACAGCCUGGCUGAGCUCUGUAUCUAUGGGUUUCGGGCAGAAGACAAAUUUGUGAGGUAUGCCAGAAACAUCAUGGAGGCAGCGGUGAACCUGGUGGCUGUAAACCUGUAUAAGAAUCCAGGGUGUGAGAAAUGCAAGCGCAGGCUUCCAAGUGGGUGGACGUUGACGGAGAUGCUGUUGAUUAGAGACAAAAUCAGCAAGGGUAUGUCGUCAAAUGUUGGGGUUUGCUUCCCGAGUUGACAGGCAACAAUUAGUAUGGAUUGGAGGGAGUAUCAUCUCAAAAUACACAGGUUCAUUGUUGACGGUUAAUCAGUGCAUACAGCAGUAGCUUUGCAGCGUGAGUGCGUUGUUUUGUCUAAGAAAAAAACUUGCUGUCAGCGACAAUUAAUAUGAAUCGGAGGGAGUACUAAGUUGUACAAUAAUAAGACUAGCCUUAACAGUAGUGUCAAGUAUAUUUGUUUUCAUUCUUCA
This is a messenger RNA of Triticum dicoccoides, 2091 nucleotides long. Its product is annotated as F-box/FBD/LRR-repeat protein At3g52680-like. The transcript has 4 exons. Gene Ontology annotation, molecular function: protein binding. NCBI's taxonomy places the organism in Eukaryota, Viridiplantae, Streptophyta, Magnoliopsida, Poales, Poaceae. The coding region runs from base 469 to 1860 and encodes 463 amino acids. The record is from RefSeq and is a predicted model, not a curated record.